Messenger RNA from Limulus polyphemus (Atlantic horseshoe crab), 909 nucleotides. RefSeq lists its product as uncharacterized. The coding region runs from base 1 to 735 and encodes 244 amino acids. The transcript is spliced from 6 exons. The record is from RefSeq and is a predicted model, not a curated record. Lineage: Eukaryota; Metazoa; Arthropoda; Merostomata; Xiphosura; Limulidae.
AUGUUUGCAGAAGAAGAAUCAUCGGAUGAGACAUUAUUGGAAAUGUUAGACAGUAGAGAUUGUAGGAAAUUAGAUCUCGGAGAAGAGUCUGUAGAGAGUUCUUCGUUCAGGGACGAAGGGAAAAUACCGAAGGAAAUUGACAUUCCGGAGGAUAAUGCAGCAGAGCGAGAGGAAAUGUCAGCUCUGCUUUUGUCAACUUUUCUCCAUAGCAAAUCUAAAGUAGAGCUCUUAGACGAAGAUGUUUUUACUAAAGCUGCUUCUCAACGAUCACAAUUAUCUGAAGAAAAAACAUGUGCUUGUUGCAAACGCAAAGAAAAUAUUGCUGCCAUCGGGUUUGGCUAUCGUUGUUUACCUCUGAGAAACCGUUCUGUCAGCGUAGAGGGGCCAAAUGGGGCGAAGUGUGUGGAGGUCAUUGAGGAGUGUCAAUGUUCCAAGUCCUGUUUUAGGAUGGCUUUCAUGGAGUCUUUUUAUGAAUGGAUCUGGAAUAAAACUUCAAAUGCUACUGAGGAGCGAAUCAAGGAUAUUGACGUUGGAAGAUGUGUAGGAAGCUGUGAAGAUUUUAAAGAAGAUCAGUUCCAGUGCGUUUUAAGAGAUCCCAGCGACUCAAAUAGAUGUUUGAUGUCCCUGAGAAAAAGCGCCCCCCGAUGUGUGCCUCUGCAAUUCUCUACUCAUUCGUUCUCAACAAAAGAAGGCGCUCUGAAGACAGUGCUGGCAGUGGACCAGUGUGGCUGUUAGGACAGCGGUUAUAAUAUCACCGAGUGCAAAUUGGGGUUUAAACUGGUUUUGCGACUACAUGCAGUUAUGAAUAAAAACUGGAAAUUCACCAUUACCAUUGAAUGUUUCUACGUUGUUUUGUUUUUAACUGGUAUAAUUUGCUUAUGCCAUAUGAAAAUGAUCUUAUAUUCUUGA